AUGCACACCGUGCUCUCCCGCAGAGAUGACACAGGCUCUCCUCCCGACGGGCUGCGGUGGCUCGGAGGACAAAAUGGCUCCAGGGCUCUGCACAUGCUGACACCCUUUCAAAAUACAAAGAUGUGGUGUGUUCACAUCAAAAGGCAUCCCCGUUUCAUAGGCAGAAAGAAAAAGAAGACAAAAGGAAACCCCAAACAUCAAUACCAAGAACGUAAACCCCAGACCUCAGAGGGCGAGGCAGAGGAAGGCGCGUGCUUCGGCAGCGCUGCCGGCAGGUGGACUCCGAAAGCCCUCAAAGGAGGUGAGCUUCCUGCGGGGCCGGCAGACGAGCAAAGCCCGUGGAGGUGCCUCUUCGCCUUCGGCCUCCCGCUCCCCAGCACGGCCCGGGCGAGCAAGAUGAAGUGGAGGAGGAUUGUGACCUUUGCCGUCCUGCAGGCGCGGCUCCCAGUCACAGAUGCUGUACCAAUCCUUGGACUGACAGACCCAAGACUCUGCUACUUACUGGAUGGAUUCCUCUUCAUUUACGCAGUCGUCAUGACAGCCCUUUUUGUGAAAGCGAAGCUUAGCCAGGCCUCUGAAACACAGCUGCAGCCAGGCCAGGAUGAUGUGUAUAAUAAACUGUCUCGUGGACACAGAGAUGAAUAUGAUGUUCUGGGGGCAAAGCGAGGUGCAGACCCUGAGCUGGGCGGGGGACACCAGCAGAGAAGAAGGAACCCUCAGGACACCAUCUACACUUCACUGCAGAAGGACAAGAUGGGCGAGGCAUACAGUGAAAUCGGAAUGAAGGGAGAGCAACAGCGGCGGCGAGGCAAAGGGACCGAAGGUGUCUACCAGGGACUCAGUACAGCAACCAAGGACACUUACGAUGCUCUCCAAAUGCAGCCUUUGCCUCCCCGCUAA
Gavia stellata (red-throated loon) is the source of this 900-nucleotide messenger RNA. RefSeq names its product CD247 molecule (gene CD247). Gene Ontology annotation, molecular function: transmembrane signaling receptor activity. NCBI's taxonomy places the organism in Eukaryota, Metazoa, Chordata, Aves, Gaviiformes, Gaviidae. The record is from RefSeq and is a predicted model, not a curated record. Gene Ontology annotation, biological process: cell surface receptor signaling pathway. Gene Ontology annotation, cellular component: membrane.